This is a messenger RNA of Oryzias latipes (Japanese medaka), 6466 nucleotides long. NCBI's taxonomy places the organism in Eukaryota, Metazoa, Chordata, Actinopteri, Beloniformes, Adrianichthyidae. The record is from RefSeq and is a predicted model, not a curated record.
UUGGUGGUUGGAGUUCCCUCCACGCGCGCGUCUACUUCAGGACGUGGUGAUGCGUACCGCGCCACCACAGCGUCAUGCAGGAGGGAGCAGUGCACCCAUCAGCAUCUGAAGGGGGGAGACUCUCCAUCCAUGAGGCGUCCCCAGCUUUGAAUCUGCGCUCCUUCCUCCCGUCCCUCCUCCUCCUCCUGACAAACUCUGCGCGCGCGCACUUCGGUAAGCGCAGCGGACGGAUCCGGACUGUCCAGAGGAGCGUCGGAUCAAGAUCGCGCGGAUGGUGAGGCGUGUUUCCUCUGUUCCCGUCUCAGCCGUUGUUUCGUUUGCGCGCGGGCUGAACGAGGGGCGCGAGGAAAACCGGGGUGCACCGAGAAUCCGCGCGAGAUUCCGCGGAAGUUUCCGACUUAAGUUCUUGCGUAAAAAAAUUUGGGCUGUAGGUUCAACCUGAAUCAACCUUUGGUCUGUUUUUAGCGAAGUGAAGUUUUUUACAAAUGUGACCGGGCGCGCGCUCAAACCACAUCCCUGCAACUGUUUGCGUUUGCAGAUUGAACGAACAUUUUGCGCUAAACAUCACAAAAAGAGCGCAAACUUCCACCGUCCGCUUCGUGCUCAUCCUUUGACUUCAACCUCGCGCUCGCUCCCGUCCGUGUUCCAGCUGACGCGCGCAGCGGGAAGACCGUCCGUCACCUGUGAAGGCAGAGCCCUCCUGACCGCGCACAAAAUGCGCGCUGACCUUUGUUGUUUCCCUCCACACCCCCCACAGCCCCACACCCCCUGCCCACGCACCGCAGGGAUGCUGUAGGACAAGAUUCAUCCUCUCUGCCAUCUCACGCGCUCUGCUGUCGCCCGGGGUCACAUGCUCGCCGCAGCGCGCUGCCCUCUGUGGCUCUGUGGUUGGAACAGAAACAAGGGGGGAUAAUGGACUGAAAGAUGGAGAAGACAAAGAGAAAGAGCAGCUGCAGGCCUGUAAAUAUGCCUGAUGUUGCUGCUGCACCUUCAUUGAGAGAUUUUUGACACCCACCUGCACCCCUCAUCCCCCCAUCCCGCCUUCAUCACCAACUUCUUGCCUCAUUUUGUGCCUUUUGUUUUUCACACAAGGCAUCGCCUCUCCUGCGCCGUGCCGCUGGCUGUGUUAUCAGCAGCAGCAGUGCCCGUGCACACUGAAUUUACAACUCAAACCUGCCAGAGGAGCGUGCACCACACCGUUUAAUCUGAGCCUGAUCCUGUCCCGAGGCUUCCCUCCCUCCUCAGAACCUUUAUUGUGGAGCGGAGACAAAAGCCGAGACCAUCUGAAGCCUGCGGCCCCCUUCCAGCUGCUGAUGAAGUGUCUGCGGUCCUGAUAGAGCAGCAGGAUGUGGAGCAGGGGGCCGAUCACGACUGGAAAGGAAAACAAAACCUGUGGCUGAGGAACUGUGGGACGUUCCUUCGUCAGCCAGCUGUGCGAGCCGCGUGUAGAUGGUUGGACUGUCAAACCCACAUGUGCUUUUCUGAGCUGCUGUUGGAAGGGUCUGGUUAUCAGCAGAUGUUCACGCAUUUGCUCUGUUCCUCGGCCUGCUUCUCUGUUGUCCCACAGCAAACGGAGAGCCUGCCAGUCUGCAACCUCUGGAGUUUAGGAGGAAGUUUGUCCCCCUGAUGAGUUCCUCCUGCGUUUGGACUCAAACAGAACGUCUCCUGACGUCAGCUUGAUUCCUCUCCCCAUCACCCGCGAAGCGAACGUCUUUGGUUUGACGCCGUUUGUGAUUAAUGGAAGAUCAAAAGCCCAGCGUGGAACAUUCCUGAGGGGAUCCGUGUGCCGGGGACACAUAAACACCAUUAAUGAAGAGGAGGCAGAGCGCAGAGACACGGGGAGUGUGAGGAGCAAACAUCAUUUUGUCAGAAUGAUGAUCUAUAUUCACCUGUGGCUUUGAUGAUGACGAUGAUGAUUGCCUUCGCAAAGCCACUCUGACUGAUGAAGAGACAGUUUGCACUCAGGGAUCUUGUAUGAUUGCCUCCCAUCAGUUUGCAGACGGAUGGAUGGCAGCAGCGCCUUUUCGUUUUUUUUCCCCUCACUCCAUGUGGAAAAAACCUCCCAUCUCCCUUCGCUCUUCCGUGCCCAGUGGCGAGAGCUUAGAAGUGCACAAAGGAAAGUUCUGCACUCAUGAAGACAGCUAUAUUUAUCUGGAUAUGUAGCUCUCUGCUGGGCUUAGAGGCUUAAUUACCCACAAGAAGGAAGCAAAAAUGAAAUGCAAUUAUGCAACAGUGUGCAGGGAGCUCCAUGUGCUGGAGCUGUUGCAGAUAGGAAUAUCACUGCUAUCGUUCCUCAGUCAGUCUAACCUUUUUUUCAUGUUUCCCUGCAGACAGAAAGGGUUUUUAGGAAAUAAAUGCAGAACCUUUAAACUGUUUAUUCAAAGCACCUAAGCUUCUUAUGUCAGAAAUGUCAAACGAUUCUGUUUCUCCUUUCUCGCACAGGUAAAAUGUUUCUUGGAGUGAAAUUUUUAUAAAUAUACCCUCCAACUGUAAUCAACAUAAUCAGCUUAGCUUGGCUCUUAGGAAGGGAGAUAAUAUUUACUGUGGCAGCAUAUAAGUGAGGUGUCAUUUUCCUCCUUUAACCUUCAUGUUUUCUCCUUAAUGCGCCUUUUUAUUUUGAAAAAUUGCAGGGGGACAAAAACAAGGCGGCAAAAGUCCCUUUCAAAAUCCACCUAACCUUCUUUUUCAGUGUCGCUGACCCAGAAUGCUCAGAGCAGAGGACUCCGGCGUGGAGGCUGCCGCGCACACAUGAAGCUGGAGAAAUGACUCAAAAUGAAAUCUCAUUUGGCGUUUCUGUCUGUGCUUUCCCGGCGGCCUCAGCGUGAAGGAUGCAGAGCCGGAGGUGGGGGUAGGAUGGAGUGCUCCUGGAAGACGGUGCUGCUGCUGGUUUGUGCGUCUCUGGGGGUCCAGUACACGGCCAUCCGGACCCUGAGGGACUCGCUGUCCGGACCCUGUCGGGGAGCCUACCGCUGCCACGGCAGACGCCACGGAGAGCCGCUCUCCAUGUGCGACGGUGACUGGAUGUCGGUGGAGUCGCCGCGGAAACACAUCCUGCUGUUUGCCACCACGCGCAGCGGCUCCUCCUUCACCGGACAGCUCCUCAACCAGCAUCCGGAGGUCUUCUAUGUCUUUGAGCCGCUCUACCACGUCCAGCAGGCCUUCACCAAUUCCAGCCGGAGGAUCCGCCGCGCGCUGGACCGCCGCGCCCUGCUGGGGGCCUACAGGGACCUUCUGCUCAACCUGUACACCUGUGAGCUUCACUUCAUGGAGAACUACAUCCGUCCCGAGCCCCAGGACCACGUCACCAGCUCCUUUUUUCGGAGGAGCUCCAGCCACGCCCUGUGCUCUCCUCCUGUUUGCUCGGAGGAGGAGGCAGCAGCAUCUUCUGAUCUCCCCGAUGAAACCUGGUGCCCGAAGAGGUGUGGAGCUCUGAACCUGAGCUCCGCCUCGGUCUCGUGCCUGUCCAAAAGAGUCGUUGCAGUAAAGACGGUGAGGAUUCCUGAGGUGGGAGACCUGCGAACGCUGAUGGAGGACCCUCGUCUGGAAUUGAAGAUCCUUCACCUGGUGAGAGACCCCAGAGCCAUCUUGGCCUCGCGCAUGACAGCGUUUCCAGAUCAGUUUCGUGCUUGGAAAAUCUGGAACGUGACCGGCCGCCAGCCCCGCUACGUGGACCUGUCCCAGAUUACCAGCACCUGCAAGGACAUGGCGGCGUCUGCAGAAACAGGCCUGCAGGGACCAGCGUGGCUCCACAGCCGCUACCUGCUGGUGCGCUAUGAGGACCUGGCUCUCAACCCAGAGACCAAGGCGACUGAGAUCUACAGGUUUGUGGGGCUGGAGAUGGGCCAAAGAGUCAGGACGUGGAUCUCAAAGAACACCAACAGCAACGCGUCGGCUCAGGCCAACUGGAACUACAGAUACUCCACGGCGCGGGACUCCAGGGCCACAGCGGAGAGCUGGAGGCUGCGGCUGGCCUUCGACGUGGUCCGAAAGAUUCAAAGUCUGUGCAGCCACACGCUGGCUCUGCUGGGAUACAAGCAGGUUCAGUCUGCAGCCGAGCUGCGAAACCUGUCGGUCAGUUUAGUGGAGCACAAACCCUUUCAGCCCCUCACACGGUGAUGGAUCAGAAACCUUCUGCCUCUGAUUUAUUCAUUAAAAAGGGAUUUUUAUUUAUUCAGGAUUUCCUGUCCAUCAAGAUCCCGAUGGAAAAAUAAAACGCAUCUUAAUUUUGAAAGAUGCCGAAAGAAGAAAAGCAGAUUUUUAUAACAAAACACUAAAGUGCCAGACUUUGAGAGACGCUGGGUAUUAGAUCAACUUUUUUUUUUUUUAUCAAGCUCCAGUUCACAUCUGGGUUUGUCUUAAAGUGUGACACAAAGAGCAAAAGAGCAUCUAGGAACAGCUUUGCUGGUUAUGAUUGUCAUAAAGCAGGAGUCUGUCGGAACAAAAACGGUGGACUGUGAGGGGUUGCAGUCAGAACUACCAGACGUUCCUGAAAAUCUACGGUUGGUUUGAUAUUAUUCAUCCAGGUUAUGUUCAGCAUGGAAAGAAACGUGUCCUUUGUGCAAAAACUGAUGGGGAAAAAACAAAUGGACUCAAAUGUUUUAAAUCUUUGAUGAUUUAAAAACCAAAGAACUAAAAUCCAAAGCAGUGAUUUUUAAUUAAUUUUUGUCUCCUGUGAAAAGAUCUUAACCCAUCUGGAACCUUCCAUUCAUCUGAUUAAAAGUAGAAGCUCAUGUUCUCACAAGGAAGACUAAAAUGAACUGAUUAAAAAAAUUUCACAUGAGACAUUUCUGUCCUCUAAAAAGGAUGGAGAAGAUAAAAGAGGACCAACUGUCAAAGAAUAAGAGAUAAAAUAAUAAUAAGAGAAAGGCUGGAUGAACAAAUAGAGACACAGGUCUAUGUGCAUUAAAACAUUCAAGCUAAAAUUUUCAACAAAACAAAAAAAAUCUAUGAAUUCUCCCAAAUAAUCAAGAAGAAAAUCAGGACUUACAGCCAAAGGCAAAGAAAAGUCUGCAGCCUUUCAUGACGCCAACACACAGACAGAUAAACAAGUGUUAACUAAAGGCUGUCACUCACAGGAAAACCCGUCAUUUGUCAAUUUAGGAGGAAAAAUAGAGAAAAGUUGUGGUCUUUAUGAGACAUUUUCACACAUGCAUCCGCGUGAUUAAUGCUGUUUAUCUGCAAUGCAUUCCUGAUCUGUGCGCCGUAUACGUGAUAUGAAAGUUAUACAUCACUGGUUCCUGCAUGAAAAGUCUAUUAGACAAACGUGGAAAGACACACAUUUGUGUGUGCAUCUCACAAAAAUCCGAUUCAAGAUUUAAUUGUGUAUAAACUACCUAAGAAAAAUGCAUAAACUGGGUAAUUCUAAAAAUUCUAAACAUAGACACAUCAGAAAGAGGAGGAGAAAGCAAAAAACCAUCUGAAAAAGUCACGUCCAGAACAAUCCCAGCGGCUGACGGAGGCUUACGGGAGCCCGCCGCCGUUAGAGACCGGCGUCCAACGUAACCAGCUGGUGUUGGACUCGCCGUUUCCGGGAGAUCGCGUCAAUUAGAGACUGGCCACUAUUGAAAGACAUACAGAAUGCCGUAUUUAGCCAAAACUAUGUCCGUUUUCUCGGACAUAGUUUCUGCAGAGCAGCAGGAGGUCAUCAGAAAUUCGCCUCUGAGGUGUGGGCGGGACUGUGGGCUGAGACCGCCGAAUGUAAGAAGUGCCUGUGCCUCCUCACAGUGUCACAUUUACCCCGAUAGAGCAUGUUUUACAUAAAUAAACACAAUGUGAGGCACGAACAAUGUUUGGUCCACAUCAGAGACCAGGCAGGCUUCUCCACUGCCUUAAAAACCGGACCAAACCCGUCAGUCACUCAUCCAAGAGAACAAAGGAAAUCGAGGCUUUGUGUUUUUCUCCCCUUUUUUUUCUUUUUGACACCUCCUGCUGAACACUCACACCUUCAGGCCCUGAAACAGAAGUGACGUUUCACACCUUCAUCCUGAGAGCUCCUUCUGUAUCGCCUGCUUCUUGUUUUGCUCUAAUGAGGAUUUUGCUGUAAAUUUGCAUCAAGAAGUUCUGAUGAAUUCCUAUUAAUGAACCUAAAAACCCUUUUAUUUUAGGUUUUGGGUCUGUUUAACCCGUCUAGAUGUUGAACAAAAGAGACCCCGUGGUGUUUCCAAUGAACUUUGAACUUUUCCAGGUGAAAUAUCCCUCUCCUUUCCGUGCAGAAGCGGCUCUGGCGGCUUCAUUCCCGUGUGACUGGAGUUUCCGGACAGAACUCCUCACAUUUGGUUGCCUUUAAAGCGGACGCUGCUUUUCGCAGGCAUGUUCCUGUGAAAGCGGCCAUUCUUUCCACCUGCCAGUUGUGAUCUUUUUAGCUUGUAAUGCUGAUGAAAGCCGUGGCAGAUUGAUGGAAGGUAUGCAGUCUGAUUUAGACAGCCAAUCUACAGCGUGUGAACUAUUAAAUCUAAGGGGAAUCUGC